Messenger RNA from Apis laboriosa (Himalayan honeybee), 12161 nucleotides. RefSeq names its product dynein axonemal heavy chain 10-like (gene Dhc98D). Gene Ontology annotation, biological process: microtubule-based movement. Gene Ontology annotation, cellular component: dynein complex. The record is from RefSeq and is a predicted model, not a curated record. Lineage: Eukaryota; Metazoa; Arthropoda; Insecta; Hymenoptera; Apidae. Gene Ontology annotation, molecular function: dynein light intermediate chain binding; minus-end-directed microtubule motor activity; dynein intermediate chain binding.
AUGGUGAAGAUCACUUGGACGGAAUUUAUGAGCGGGUCGAUUCUCAUCGAGUGUCAGCUCCGUUUCCAAGUGAACUUUGAUUGGAAUUUGUUCGAGAUAAUUCACGAGGCAGAAUUGAUGGAGCAACUGGGCUUCGAGCUGUCACCCAUAGUGAAAGAUGCCAGUAUACAGAAAAAUCGGUUGAGACACGACCUCGAAGUAAUGCAAAAGUUGAUCGAUCAGUACAACUCGAUGCUCGAGAAAAUGGAUAAAGCGGACAUAGAAUUGUUGAAGAACAUCUUAUUGGACAUCGAGAAGCACAUACAGCCCGGAGUGAUGCGUAUAAAUUGGAACUCUCUGAACAUACCCGAUUACGCGCACGAGUGCGAGAAAUUGUUGAAAAAUUUGAACUCGUUGGUCGACCAGUUGAAUCACAUAAAGAACGAUCUCGACAACAGGAUAUUCAACGAUUUGCAGAACUACGACCUCUUCUCCCUUCCCAACAAAUAUUACGACAACGAGAACGAGCUGAUAACCUUGCUACCCUGCAAGAUGUUCUUCCAAGAGAUGCAGGUGAAGAGAGUCGAACUUGCCACGGCGAUGUCCACCACGUAUCAGUCGAUCAGCCCCAUUCUCAUCAAGUUGGAAAGCCUUAUAUUCGGCACGUACACCGGCAAGUGUACCGCCAUGCAACUCUAUUACGAGAAAUACGAGAGGAAAAUAUUCUCCGCUUUCAUAACAAGAUUUAGAGAAUUAUUAGCUGCAAAAUUGUUGGGAUUAUCCGAAAAUACAACGAAAGGUUGUCAACACCUUCAACGGAAUCAACAUAAUAUCGCCGUUCGGAUAAAUAAUUCUGAUAUAAAUAUUAGAUUAUGCAUAACGAAGAAUCUCGAGUACUUCAACAAAAAGUUGACGGAUACGAAACCGAUGUUUCAAGUGGACGCUGUCCUGAUAGCCUCCGAGGUGGUCAUGAGACCUUCCCCGACCGAAAUCUACAACAUCAUAUUGCAGAACGAGAGGAAUCUCUUGGAGCAGCUGAAAUUGUUCCCCAGAUGGAUGAACGGCAGUUGCUUGGAAUGUAAACCGCAAACAAAGACCGAAAACGACACGUUCGUGAACUUCACCUUCUUCGAGGAUUUGAUGAGCAUUCAGAUAGUGAACGACACGAUAAUAACGAUUCAAAGGACGGCCCAUAAAUUGGCGUUGGAAGCGUGGAACUAUCUGCAAAGGUGGAAGAAGUACAGCACUCUGUGGUCGUUCGACAAGAAUCUCGCAGCCGAGAAGUACGCGGCCACCCAGCCAACCCUCCACCAAUACGACGAGAAAUUCUCCUUCUACAGCAACAUCCUCGAGGAGCUGGUGGAGAUGAAGUCCACCUACGGCCUCUAUUCCAUAAGCAUCAACCUGAGCUCCCUCCUCCUUAGUAUCGAGCAACACGCGAUAGAAUGGAAACAAGUGCUAGGUAAUUACCUUCUGAUGCGGACGAACAACGAGAUGAACGAGUUGCACGUGAUAAUGGACGGGUUGCGGGCCGAGGUCGAGUUGGUGAUCACCGGUCUUAGCCGGUUCACGUCCGUCAUGCAGGCGAUCGCAGACAUAAAGAAGAUGGCCAUUCAAGCGGAAGUUUGCUACACCACGUGCCAGGAAACCUUUCUAGCAUUUCGCAGCCACAAUAUAUCGUUCCCCGAGGACGACGAGCGAGCUGCCUACGAUCUGCAACGCGACUGGGAAUCCCUGUAUCUGGGCGCCUUGUACAGAGCAUCCACCCUCGAGAGCACCUCCGACAGAUUUUCGGGGAUGACGCAGGACCAGAUAUACGACUUCGUUAAGGAGCUCGAGGAAUUCGCUAAGAAUUUCGAGGCCUACGGGCCUGGAAGCGUGGGCGACGAUCUGGAGCUUGGAUUGGUCAAGAUGGAGGUGAGUGAGAGGAUGUUUUUCAAGUUUCAAUUUGACGAAACGCUUUUCGUUGAAAUUGAUGAGGGAGAAGAGAAUUUCAUAAAUAAAAUCGUUGUUCGGAUUAACUUUACGCUUCUUCCUUCGUUUAAACGCUCCAAAAAUCGUAGCAAUCCAAGGAUAAUUCCUCGAUUUGUCCAGGAAUACGGGAAAUUGAUCGCGAAGCACGACGAGACGCACCGGAACCUGGUCAAUUCCGAGAUACUGUUCGAUCUUCCGGCUACGGAUUACUCGGUCUUCCUGAAACUGAAGAAGGAUUACAACGGGAUGGAGAUGUUGUUCGAACUGUACAAGGAGCAGAAGGAGAUGAGGAACGUUUGGGCGCAGACCCUCUGGGCGGACCUGAACCCCCAACAGUUGAUCGACGGUAUGGACUAUUUCAUCAGGAUAUUCCGUAAACUGCCGAAAUUCGUGAAGGAGCUCAGCAUCGGGCACGCGUUGGAGGCCAACAUGAAGAGCUUCAAGAAUUCGGUCCCGUUGUUCAUCGAGUUGAAGAACGAGGCGAUGAGGGAGAGACACUGGAACCAAUUGAUGACCAAGACUGGACAAUUUUUCGAUAUGGACCCGGACAGGUUCACCCUGCAGAACAUGUUCGCCAUGGAGUUGGGAAAAUACCAAGAAAUAGCCAAGGAGAUCGUGAUGAACGCCGUGAAGGAGUUGUCCAUAGAGAAGGGUUUGAAAGAUCUGGCCGACGUGUGGAAAAUGUUGGAAUUCACGGUGGUGAAACAUUACAAGGGCAUCGAGGAUCGUGGAUUCAUCCUGGGUCCGACGGACGAGAUGAAUCAGAUUUUGGAGGACAACAUGAUGAACGUUAACGCGAUGGCCGCAUCCCAGUUCAUCGGCCCGUUUCUCGACACCGUGCAAAAAUGGGAGUCGAUCAUGCACACGAUCUCCGAGGUGCUCGAGUUGUGGUUGCAAUUGCAGAAGAGGUGGUUGUACCUCGAGGGUAUUUUCGUGGGCGGUGACAUAAGGAUGCAAUUGCCCGAGGAGGCGAAGAGGUUCGACGACAUCGACAAAUCAUUCAAGAAGAUCAUGGCCGACACGUCGAAGAGAUUGAACGUGCUCGACUGUUGCAUGAUCAAAGGUCGACACGAAGAGUUCGAGUCGAUGAUAAGCGCGUUGGACAAGUGUCAGAAAUCGUUGACGGAUUACUUGAACAGCAAACGAGCAGUGUUCCCGCGAUUCACGUUCCUCAGCGACGACGAGUUGUUGAACAUCCUCGGCAGCGGUGUGCCGAUCGCCAUCCAAGAACACGUGGGCAAGAUGUUCGACAAUUUGGACAAAUUCAGGUUCGAGUUGAGCGAGACAGAGCGCGAGAUAGUGACGGCGUUGAUUUCAGCCGAGGAGGAGGUGAUGGAGUUUAGGAACGUGGUGUUGGCCGAAGGGAAUAUAGAGGAAUGGAUGGUGUUCGCGUUGGAGGAGAUGAAGAGGUCGAAUCGAUUCCUCACCAAGAAAGCAGUCUUCAAUUACGGAAAGGUGAGGAGACCAAGAACGGAAUGGAUGCUAGACUUUCAAGGGAAUAUGGUCCUGUGCGCUAAUCAAAUAUGGUGGACGGCCGAGGUGGAGGACGUUUUCGUGAGAAUUUCUCACGGACAGAUGCAAGCGAUGAAAAACUAUUUGAAGCAGCUGAACAAUCAGUUGAACGAGGUGGUGACGUUGAUGGGCGCCGACACGUUGACGAACAACGACAGGAAAAAAUUCGACAUGGUGUUGACGAUCGACGUUCAUAUGAGAGACAUCGUGGAAGGUUUUGUCAGGGACAGCAUCAUAGAUCCUUCCGAGUUCGAGUGGGAGAGUCAAUUACGGUUUUAUUGGGUUCGCGAUCUGGACAACGUUUGGGUGCAUCAAUGCACGGGCGUGUUCGAAUACGGUUACGAGUAUAUGGGAUUGAACGGAAGACUCGUGGUCACACCUUUGACGGAUAGAAUAUACUUGACCAUCACUCAAGCCUUGUCGAUGCAUCUGGGAGGCGCACCCGCGGGUCCCGCUGGGACGGGAAAAACGGAGACUACGAAAGAUUUGGCAAAAGCUUUGGGAUUACUGUGCAUCGUGACUAAUUGCGGCGAAGGGAUGGAUUACGUGGCGAUAGGAAAGACGCUGGGUGGCCUGGCGCAGUGUGGUGUAUGGGGAUGCUUCGAUGAAUUUAAUCGCAUCGAUAUAUCCGUGCUGUCCGUCAUCUCCACGCAACUUCAGACCAUACGAUCCGCCUUGAUAGCGAAAGCGUCCAGAUUCACGUUCGAAGGCGUCGAUAUAGCGCUCGAUUCGAAAGUUGGCAUAUUCAUCACGAUGAAUCCGGGAUACGCGGGUCGAACGGAACUUCCAGAAUCCGUGAAAGCGUUGUUCAGGCCCGUGGUGUGUAUAAUCCCGGAUAACGAGCUGAUCUGUCAGAUCAAGUUGUUCAGCUCCGGCUUCUUGACCGCCAAAGUUUUGGCCAAGAAAAUGACAGUCCUGUACAAACUGGCACGCGAGCAACUGAGCAAGCAGAAUCACUACGAUUUCGGGUUGAGGGCGCUCAAGUCGGUGCUCAAUAUGGCCGGCCACUUGAAAAGAACUUCGGGCGACUUGUCCGAGAAUUUGGUGCUGAUGAGGGCGCUACGAGACAUGAAUCUUCCUAAAUUCAUCUUCGACGACGUCCCACUCUUCCUUGGAUUAAUAGCCGAUCUGUUCCCCGAACUUGACUGCCCCAGGGUUCAUUAUCCCGAUUUUAAUGAAGCCGUUAAUUACGUGAUAGAAGAGCGAGGCUACAUGCGCUUACCCGAACAGGUCGAUAAAGUGAUUCAACUGUACGAAGUAAUGAUGACGAGGCACUCGACGAUGGUAAUCGGGCCAACAGGAGGCGGAAAAACCGUCGUGAUCGAAACGCUUUGCAAAGCGCAAACUCGGCUCGGCAUGCCUACCAAACUCUACACCUUGAACCCGAAGGCGUGUACCGUGAACGAGUUGUACGGAGUGUUGGAUCCGACUACGCGCGAUUGGACGGACGGCCUGUUGAGCAAAAUUUUUCGAGAAGUGAACAAACCGUUGGACGACAAGAGCAAGAACGAGAAAAGAUACAUUCUGUUCGACGGUGACGUGGACGCCCUCUGGAUCGAGAAUAUGAAUUCCGUGAUGGAUGACAAUAAAUUACUCACUCUGGCUAACCAAGAGAGAAUCAGAAUGCUAGGCCAUUGCAGUCUAUUGUUCGAGGUAGGCGACCUGCAGUACGCCUCUCCGGCCACUGUGUCGAGAGCAGGUAUGGUGUACGUGGAUCCGAAGAAUCUGGGCUAUCACCCUUACAUGAACAAAUGGAUACGUAGUAAGAGCGAAUCGGAUCAGGAGACGUUGACCGCGUUGUUCGACAAAUACGUGGAUGGAGCGAUUACCUACAUUAUAGAUGGAAUGUUCGGAUUGCAGCAGCUCAAACCGCUUAAGAUGAUUAUACCGCAAACCGGAUUGAACAUGGUAGUGCAACUUUGCUAUGUGUUCGAUGCCCUUCUCGUGACUUUGGAUACUGAAUUGGCCUCUCUUCUCAAAAUUGAUGAAGAGGAAGAAAUAAAAAUAGAACCACAAUACACUAGAGAGGAAUGUUUCGAAGCAAUGUACAUUCAAGCCUUGUACUGGUCCUUGGGAGCCUCCCUGGUCGUAGAAAAUAGAUCCGAGUUCGACGAUUAUGUAAAGAAAACUUGCGGUUUCAUGCUUGUCCAGGACACCAUUGAAAAACCAGCUACUGUGCGAUACAUUCCCGUGACGAAUAAAUUGUUGUACGAUUACUUUUUGGACUUGAAACAAAAUAUCUGGGUCCCAUGGAAGUUAAUGGUUCCCGAAUAUGUACACGACAGGAAGAAACAUUUUUCCGACAUCCUAGUUCCUACUAUGGACACUUUGAGAACUACGUGGUUCGUUCAAAUAAUGAACGAACGAGAACGACCAGCACUUUUGGUCGGAGAGACUGGUACCUCGAAGACUGCUAUCAUUCUCGAGUUUCUUCGACACUUGAGCUCUGAAAAAUACAAUCAACUCAUGAUAAAUUUCUCGUCGAGAACGACCUCGAUGGACGUGCAAAGAAACAUAGAGGCUGCCGUGGAGAAAAGAACGAGAGAAACUUACGGGCCACCUCCUGGUAAAAAAUUGUUGAUCUUUAUCGACGACAUGAACAUGCCAUUGGUGGACACUUAUGGUACCCAGCAACCAAUCGCUUUUCUCAAAUUCUUAUUCGAGAAAGGUGGCUUUUACGAUCGUGGAAAGGAUCUUUCUAUGAUGUACAUGAAAGAUAUGUGUUAUUUGGCAGCAAUGGGAAAACCGGGUGGAGGGAGGAACGAAGUGGAUCCAAGAUUCAUCUCCAUGUUCUCCAUCUACAAUGUCGUAUUUCCCGCGGAUGAGACCCUCGAUUACAUCUACACGAGUAUUCUGGUCGGACAUUUGCAAAUAUUUUCAGAGGAGGUGCAAGAAAUCGCGUCAACUUUAGUGCAAAUUACUUUGCAACUUUAUAAGAUAGUUUUGGCUGAAUUAUUACCAACACCGAACAGAUUCCAUUAUAUUUUCAAUAUGCGAGAUUUGUCGAGAAUCAUGGCGGGUGUUCUUCAAUCCCAUCCCGAUUAUUUGCCAACGGUGAAACAGAUAGUUAGACUUUGGAGAAACGAGUUCAUCAGAAUCAUAUGCGAUCGUUUGAUAAACGAAAACGCAAGUAUCGAAAAGAUAAACACGAAAAUUUACAUCUUUAUUUAUAAUUUUCUGAUUACAGGAUACGAAAAUCGUAACCGAUUAUAUACAGAAAAGGUCGAAGAAUAUUGGGAAGAGGAUCGUAAAGUGAUAGAAUAUGUGAUGAGGGAUCCGUUGCUGUUCGGUGAUUUUCGUAACGCGAUUAACGAGGACGAGCCAAGAUUUUACGAAGAUCUCUUGGAUUAUGAGGCUGUCUACAGUUUGUUCUUGGAGAUUUACGAGGAUUACAAUGAAAGAAACGUGAGCAAAUUGCACAUGGUCCUUUUCAACGACGCGCUCGAGCAUCUGACAAGGAUACAUCGUGCCCUCAGGAUGCACAAAGGCCACGUUCUGGUGAUCGGUAUAGGCGGAAGCGGGAAGAAGUCGGUGAUCAAAUUGGCAGCGUACGCAGCAGGCUUUCGAACAUUUCAAAUUAGCCUCGCUCGAGGCUACAACGAGCCCGCGUUUCGCGAGGACAUGAAGAGUUUGUACAACAUGGUUGGCGUGGAUAACAAAAAGAUCGUGUUUUUAUUCACCGCCGCUCACAUCAUCGAUGAAAGUUUCUUGGAGCUGGUAAACAACAUGUUGCUGACUGGAGUGGUACCGGCUUUGUUCACGGACGAGGAGAAGGACGAAAUAAUUCAUUCAUGUAGGAAUCAAGCGAUAGAGGCUGGUUUUGGCGUCACCAAAGAAAAUGUAUGGUUGUAUUUCGUGAAAACGAGCCUUCAAAAUUUACGAAUAGCACUUUCGAUGAGUCCAUCGGGAGAUUUGUUAAGGACAAGGUGUAGAAGUUAUCCGGGCCUGGUUAGCAGUACUACCAUAGACUGGAUGUUCCCUUGGCCCGAACAAGCAUUGGUUUCCGUGGCUAAUGUCACUCUUAGCGAUAAUCCAAACAUACCGGAAAGUUUCAGAGAUGUUAUAGUGGAACACAUGGUGCUCACCCAUAAAUCCGUCAUAGACUACACGAUAGAUUUUCAAUUAAAAUUGCGGCGAAGAAACUACGUGACGCCUAAACAUUACCUGGACUUUAUAAAUAUCUUUCUACAUCUUUUGGUGGAAACGAAGAAUUACAUAAAUUCGCAAUGCAAUCGACUUUCCGGAGGUCUGCAAAAGAUCGCCGAGGCUUCGAUGACUUUGAACGAGUUAAACGAGAUUCUAGCCGUGCAAAGAGUAAAAGUAGCCGACCAGACGAGGAAUUGCGAGCAAUUGUUGGCCUCUAUAGGAGAAAGUACGGAUAUCGCGAUGGAGAAAAAGCAGUUCAGCGAGAAGGAGAGGCAGGCGAUAGAAGUACAGAGGAAGAUCAUUAACAAGGAAGAGACGGAAGCCAAAGAGGCGUUGGCCGAAGCGCAACCUGCCCUGGACGCGGCCCGAUUGGCCCUUGGAGAACUCGAUAAAGCGGACAUCACCGAAAUAAGAUCGUUUGCAACGCCUCCUGAACCCGUACAAAUCGUCUCAGAAUGCGUGGCGAUACUGCGAGGCGUGAAAGAAAUCUCUUGGAAGAGUGCAAAAGGAAUGAUGAGCGAUCCAGCGUUUCUAAGACAAUUGCAAGAGAUGAAUUGCGACAAGAUCACUUUGAAGCAGCAGCAAGCUGUCAAAGCGCAUCUGAAGAAGACCACGAAAUUGGAUCAGAUGCAAUACAUCAGCAAAGCAGGAUACGGCUUGUACAGAUUCGUGCUCGCUGUGCUGGAUUACUGUGCCGUUUUCAGAGAGGUUAAACCAAAGAUAGACCGAGUUAAGGAAUUGGAGGCCGAAUCGGAACGGGCUCGAAAGGCUUUGGAAAAGGAGGAACGAGAAUUACGAAGGCUGGAAAAAACCAUCACAGACUUAAACGCGAAAUACGAGAAAGCUAUGGAGGAAAGGCAAAAGUUGCAGGAGGAGACUGAUCUGCUUCAGAGACGUUUGAUAGCCGCCGAUAAGUUGAUCAGCGGAUUGUCCUCCGAAAACGAGCGAUGGAAAAAAGAUUUGGAGAACCUGAAAAUUCAGAUAGAGAAGAUCAUUGGAAAUUGUCUUCUCUCCGCUGGAUUUCUCGCUUAUUGCGGUCCAUUCUCGUACGAGUACAGAAAUCACAUGAUAUACGAGGAUUGGUGGGAGAGUAUAGUGACUAAGGAGAUCCCUUUCAUGGAUACGUACAAGAUUCAAACUGAACUGACUAACGACGUUGAAAUUAGCAAAUGGACAUCCGAGGGUCUACCACCGGACGAGCUAUCCGUACAAAACGGAAUUCUGACCUUGAGGGCAUCGAGAUUCCCCGUUUGCAUCGAUCCUCAGCAACAAGCUCUGAAUUGGAUCAAAAAGAAGGAGCACAAACAUUUGAAAAUUCUAUCGUUUACCGAUCCAGAUUUCUUGAAACAGGUGGAACUGGCGAUAAAAUAUGGUCUACCGGUUCUCUUCCAGGACGUUGAUGAGAUCGAUCCCGUGUUGGAUAACGUCCUAUCCAAGAACAUACAGACUGUAGGAGGUAGAUCGUUCAUCCUUCUCGGUGAUAAAGAAGUAGAUUACGACCCGAGAUUUCGAAUGUACCUUACCACCAAGAUGUCGAAUCCUAUAUUCGAUCCUGCGGUAUACUCCAAGGCCACAGUGAUCAAUUACAUGGUGACGUUAGGGGGCUUGGAAGACCAAUUAUUGUCGGUGGUGGUUCGAACAGAGAGGCCAGACAUCGAGGAGCAACGCGAAUCUCUGAUCGCCGAGACCAGCGAGAACAAGAAUCUUCUCCAGCAACUGGAAGACAGUUUACUUCUGGAAAUAGCAACGAACAAAGGAAACAUGCUGGAUAAUAUCGAGCUGAUCGAAACAUUGGAAAAUACGAAAGCCAGCGCCGAAGACGUGAUGAGAAAAUUGUAUCUCGCCGAAGUUACAGCCAUUGACGUGAACAAGCUUCGAGAUGGUUAUCGAUCGGUAGCUCAAAGAGGAGCGAUACUCUUCUUUGUUCUGGCGGAUAUGGCCACGGUUAACUCUAUGUAUCAAUACUCUUUGAUCAGUUACGUGGAGGUGUUUAUUUAUUCAUUGAGGAAAGCACUUCCGGAUCCGACGUUGCAACGCCGGCUGCAGAAUAUCAUCCCAAUGUUGACGAAAAAUGUUUACGAUUACGGAUGCACGGGAAUCUUCGAGAAGCAUAAAUUACUGUUCUCGUUCCAAAUUUGCACAAAGUUGGAACAAAGUAUAAAAAACGUGACCCAACAGCAAUUAGAAUUUUUCAUCAAAGGAUGUAUCAGUUUGGAGAAGGCGCCUAAGGUUAAUCCUACGGAAUGGUUGCCAGCGUCUGGAUGGGCGGAUUUGUUGAAACUGAGUACCGAUUUCUCGGAAAAAUUUGGAAAUAUCGCGGAUGAACUCGGUACGCAUGUGGAUGAAUGGCAAACAUGGUACGAUAUGGAUUCCCCGGAAUCCGUGGAAUUUCCCUUAGAUUAUUCCAAAAAGUUAACUCCUUUCGAGAAACUCAUGUUGAUGAGAUGUUUUCGCGUCGAUCGAGUUUAUCGAAGCAUCGUCAAUUACAUUACCGAGAUCAUGGGAGAAGAAUACAUCACCCCUCCGCACAUUAGUUUCGAAUUAAUCUUCGAACAGAGCACACCCACGAUGCCUAUCGUUUUCAUCCUAAGCCCUGGAUCCGAUCCAACCUCGGAACUAAUGAAAUUGGCGGACAAAUACGGCUGUGGCGGUGGAAGAUUUAAAUAUUUAUCCCUUGGCCAGGGCCAGGAAAUUACCGCAAAAGAGUUGCUAGAGGGUGCUGUGGCUAGAGGACAAUGGCUCAUGUUGCAAAAUUGCCAUCUACUCUUGAGUUUCACCAAAGAAUUGGAAAAAUUGUUGGAGAACAUUGGAAAGCCUCAUCCAGAUUUUCGUUUGUGGCUCACUACCGAUCCAACUCCCAAUUUUCCUAUUGGAAUAUUGCAACAAUCUUUGAAAGUGGUCACGGAACCACCCAGUGGAUUGAAGUUGAAUCUCGAAAGUACCUAUCUAAAAAUGAGACCACAAGUGCUGGAAAGUUGCACUCAUCCUGCUUACAAACAUUUAAUUUACGUGUUGGCUUUCUAUCACGCGGUCGUUCAAGAGAGGAGGAGGUAUGACAAGAUUGGCUGGAACAUAAAUUACGAUUUCAAUGAGUCGGAUUUCAACGUGUGCACCAUUAUUCUGGAUACAUAUUUAACCAAAGCGAUUCAAACGAAUGAUAGCAAACUUCCUUGGAACAGCUUAAAGUAUUUGAUCGGUGAAGUAAUGUACGGUGGACGAGUGAUAGAUUGCUACGAUCGUCGAGUAUCCGAGACUUAUAUGGAUGAAUAUUUUGGAGACUUUCUUUUCGACAGCUUUCAGCCCUUCCACUUUUACGUGGACGAAGAAUUCGAUUACGUGAUACCACCAGAAGGGGAUCGUGAUGAUUAUCUCGAGUUCAUCGAUCAAUUACCGCUUGUCAAUACUCCGGACGUGUUUGGAUUGCAUCCAAAUGCCGAAAUUGGUUAUUUCACUCAUGCUGCGAAAGAAAUGUGGAUCAAUCUUAUAGAAUUACAGCCCCAAGCUGAAAUUAGCCCGACUGGAAUAAGCAAAGACGAAUUUAUCGAUAAUCUUGCGAAAGAUAUAUUGGACAAAAUCCCUGUCGAGUAUGACAUUAAUAAAGUGAGAAAAAGUUUUGGACCGAUCGUAAUGCCAACCUCGAUCGUUCUUCUUCAAGAAUUGGAGAGAUUUAAUAAAUUGAUCAGAAUGAUGAAAAGAUCACUGAUUCAAUUGAGAAAAGCUAUCGCUGGAGAAAUCGGAAUGGAUAUGACUCUUGAAAGUAUAGCCACAGCGUUAUAUAAUGGUGUACUACCAAGCCAAUGGGCCAUGCUAGCACCAGAUACAAAGAAAACAUUGGCUGGAUGGAUAGAACACUUUGAGAAGAGGAUACACCAAUACAAUAGUUGGGCUGCUACGGGCGAACCCAUAGUUCUCUGGUUAUCUGGCCUGCACAUCCCAGAAACUUACUUGGCAGCUCUUGUGCAAAUGGCCUGCCACAGAAACAAUUGGUCUUUGGAUCGAUCUCUCAUCUAUACGGCAGUGUCGAGAUAUACCAGACCCGAAUACGUAGAAGAUAAACCUGAUCAGGGUUGUUAUGUGAGUGGAUUAUAUUUGGAAGGAGCCAGAUGGGAUAUAAAUGAACAAUGUCUGAAAAGAUCGCUCCCGAAAAUCUUGAUAGAAGAAUUACCGAUAUUAAUCGUCAUUCCAAUCGAGGCUCAUAGACUCAGGCUUCAGAAUACUUUUAGAACGCCGGUAUAUACCACAUCUAAUAGAAGAAAUGCUAUGGGAGUAGGUUUGGUUUUUGAAGCAAAUCUCGCUACAGCGGAACAUAUCUCUCAUUGGGUGUUGCAAGGAGUUUGUUUAAUAUUAAAUACUGAUUAAUCGCAAUUAGGAUUACAGUGAUAUUAAUUACUUUUCUUUUUUUUACAAUGAAAACAAUAUAAAGACGUCAUGUACAGUAGAUAUUCUUCUAAUAAUAAUAUAUUAAAAAAAUCUUUCUAAAAAUAUCUUUCAUUGUAUUAUAUUUAUCCAAUUUCAUAUACAACAGAAAAUAUAUACAUAUAUAAUAUAUA